Molecule: messenger RNA, 1569 nt
Organism: Uloborus diversus
Lineage: Eukaryota; Metazoa; Arthropoda; Arachnida; Araneae; Uloboridae
Product: 5-hydroxytryptamine receptor 2A-like
Exons: 2
Coding region: 1-1569 (522 amino acids)
Biological process (GO): chemical synaptic transmission; G protein-coupled receptor signaling pathway, coupled to cyclic nucleotide second messenger; serotonin receptor signaling pathway
Cellular component (GO): dendrite; membrane
Molecular function (GO): neurotransmitter receptor activity; G protein-coupled serotonin receptor activity; serotonin binding
Source: RefSeq, a predicted model, not a curated record
AUGGAAAAUUUUCUGAAUGUCAACACCCUUCAAAAUUUUCCAACAGUAAUUGAAAAACUUUCGCUAUUAUCCAGGCCAAGCGACUUCAAGCAGAGCAAAGUGUCCCCGCACAUUUUCAACAUCUAUGCCAUCGACAACGAGUCUAUGAUCGAUGCUACCAUCUAUGAUAAAGAUGACAACGCAGUGGAUAUCAACAUCACAGCAGAAUUUGUGGAGGAACAAGUGGUCAACGUCACCUGUUCACUCGUUGGUUGCUCAUAUUCGAAUGGCACAGUGUCAUUCGAUUUUGAGGAGGACAAUAUCCAAGACGAAAGAAACUGGCUAUUUCUUUUACUUUGUUUGCUUGUGGUAGCUGGCGGGCUGGGCAACUUGUUAGUGUGUUUAGCCAUAUGUCUGGAGAGACGAUUGCAAAAUGUAACGAAUUAUUUUUUAUUGUCGUUGGCAGUAGCUGACCUUCUUGUGUGCGUUGCCGUGAUGCCUUUUGGAAUACUUGAAGGAUUUUUAGGAUAUUGGCCUUUUGACUGGCAUAUAUGCAGUAUUUGGGUGUCAUGUGAUGUGCUUAGCUGUUCCUCGUCAAUUAUGCAUAUGUGCUUUAUCUCGCUUGGCCGUUACUUGGGCAUCCGUAAUCCGCUGAAAACACGGUCAAGUUCCAAAAAAAUUGUCAUGAUGAAAAUAGUUUUAGUGUGGCUUGUGUCCAUGGUGAUAACAAGUCCCAUAACAGUACUGGCAAUGAUAGACCCGACGAAUAUUCAGCCAACACCAAACGUAUGUGCUAUUAACAAUAAGUUUUUCUUCAUUUUUGGUUCUAUGUUUGCCUUUUAUGUGCCCAUGCUCAUUAUGGUGUUUACAUACGUUCUAACUGUUCGGUUACUUCAAAGAAAGGCAAAGUUUCUUGCUGAAAAGCCAACGAGACGUGUUCCAUUCAUUCGAAGAGGCAGACGAUCAUCUCCUGGAUCCCCAGAAGGCAGCAAUGGUGCUACGCGCAACGGCCAUCUCCAGCAAUCUUCGUGUCAGCAGUGCAGCCAGUGUCAGACGGAAGCUAUGUGUCAGGAAAACAGAGACUUGCUAACUCCACAGAGCCAAGGAUUCGUCAGAAUUCGGAUCGGCCGACAAAGCGGUCACGAUCCUCACCACAGGUCAUCAACUCAGCAGCAACAGCAACUGGUGCCUGGAAUGGUUCGAACUCUUGGAACUAACCAAGUUGCGAAUGAGCAGAAGGCGACGAAAGUGUUGGGCAUCGUUUUCUUUUCGUUCGUCAUAUGUUGGACUCCUUUCUUUUUACUGAACGUGUUACUCGCUUUCAUGGAUCAAGAGUAUUUUCAUCCGUAUCUAGCAACUACGUUUCUGUGGCUAGGAUAUGUAUCCUCGACUAUCAAUCCCAUUAUCUAUACGGUUUUCAAUAAGACGUUCAAGAAAGCAUUUUGGAAACUCCUAACUUGCAAAUGUCACUUCAGCAGGCAUGUUAGCUUGCAUUCUACCAAUGACCUUGCAACUUGGGCUUUUAGGUCUGCGAAUUACACAACAAAAUCAGGUUCGCCUCCGGAUCCAUAUCAAGAAUCACUGUGCUAG